Molecule: messenger RNA, 424 nt
Organism: Camelina sativa (false flax)
Lineage: Eukaryota; Viridiplantae; Streptophyta; Magnoliopsida; Brassicales; Brassicaceae
Source: RefSeq, a predicted model, not a curated record
GUGUUAUUUGCUUAUUUUCAAGAUGGGUAACAAAGCUACGACUGUGAAAGAAGAACGUGAAGUGAUCCACUUGAAGGUUGUACCUCCAUUGGACAAAGUUUUUCUUCGUUGGCUUGCGAGAGAUCUCCAGAGAGUUCACGGAUUCAAACCGAGUAACAACACUCGUGCGAUCACACCUCCGGAUAGCUACAUUGAGUUUAUGCGGUUAAAUGGAUCCCUUGAUGUGGAUUUAGAUGACCCUGCUCUUGCCCAUUUGUUCAAGUAAAAGAAAGAAAAAGAAAAAAAAGGUUCUUUUGGUGUCUGUGUUUGUUAUGUUAAUGAAGCUUUCAAAGUCUUUGUAUCCCAUCUACCUUAUGAUUACUCCAUAGUCCAUACAUAAGCUUUUUAUAUUGAAAACUCGUCUAUAGAUAUACUAUUAUCUUGA